This is a messenger RNA of Metopolophium dirhodum (rose-grain aphid), 1618 nucleotides long. RefSeq names its product transmembrane protein 19. The coding region runs from base 124 to 1212 and encodes 362 amino acids. Gene Ontology annotation, cellular component: membrane. Lineage: Eukaryota; Metazoa; Arthropoda; Insecta; Hemiptera; Aphididae. The record is from RefSeq and is a predicted model, not a curated record. The transcript has 8 exons.
ACAACAACUUACUGCCCGCCUGUAGAAAAUCAUAUUAUAGUAUAGUUACCUACCUAUAAUAGUUUAAACGUUUUAAUUUUUGUGAAUUGUGGAAAAGAAGCCGAACAACUUGUGUGUUUAAACAUGACUCGUGCGAAAACAUUUCAAAAAAUUGUACAAGAACAAUUUUUCACUUUCGUCAACAUGGCCAAAAAUAAAAAUGAUUCUGAAGAAAUGAAUGUUUCAAAGCCAACCAUAUCAGUUGCCUUAACUAUGAUUUCUAUUCCAUUGUCAAUGAUCUUAUGGAUUAGCAAUAUUUUGUUCCGAAAAUUUUAUGGCGAUAAUGUAAAUGAACUAGAUGAAGGACUUCCACCUCUCCGGUGGUUUAUAUCCACUUUCAUUCCACUAUUUAUUGCUGUAUGGGGUUACACCAAACGUAGUUUAAACCUAAGUGGAGCACUAUUAGGUGUAAUUGUUGGUUUUGUAUUGACAUUAAGCAGCUAUGGAUUUCUGGCUUGUUUGCUAACAUUUUUCGUUACAUCUUCCAGAGCGACAAAAUUUCGGAGCAAAACUAAAAAACAAUUGGAACCUGACUUUAAAGAAGGUGGUCAAAGAAACUGGAUACAGGUGUUGUGUAAUGGAGGUAUGGCUACUCAACUUGCGCUCUUGUACAUUUUAGAUGUCGGAUGUGGUGAACUACCUGUUGAUUUCAAACGCUAUUAUCGGCCUUCUUGGUUAUCCAUUGGCAUUCUUGGUGCUUUUUCCAGUUGUAAUGGUGAUACUUGGGCCUCAGAAUUAGCAACAGUCUUGGACACAGGCUUGCCCCUAUUGAUAACAACUGGUAAACCAGUUCCCAAAGGUACAAAUGGUGGAGUUUCGGUCAUUGGAUUGGUUGUCAGUCUACUGGGUGGCAUGGCUGUCGGAUUAGCAAAUUAUGCAAUGCUUAUCUAUACAAUCGACGCCGACAUGUUGGCCAGAAGUCCCGCACAGUGGCCAAUAAUUGUAGCUGGAGGUUUUGCCGGGCUAGUUGGCAGCGUUGUUGAUUCAGUAUUAGGUGCCACCUUACAAUACAGUGGUUUUAAUCGAAAAACAGGAGCAAUAGUGGAACACCCUGGCAAAGACGUUGUUCACAUAUCGGGGAGAAGAAUAUUGGAUAAUCACAGUGUCAACUUGAUAUCAAGUGUAAUCAUGGGAAUUGUGACUCCAAAAAUUGCGUACUUAGUUUGGCCAUAAACAUAAAAAAAAAUAUGGUCACUUGAGACUUUUAUUUAAUGUGACUAUUUAUUCCAUUCUAAUAGCUAGGUCUAAACUUUUGUUGGAUUUGUAUUUUGUUUUAUUUUCGUUAGAGUUGGAGUUAGACUGACUGAAAUAUUUUGUUGUAAAUAUUAUAUUGCAAUUUUUAUAUACAUAUACUUUUUUAUAUAUACUUCAAUUAUUUUUUUUUAGUAUUUUUUCUUUUUAUCCGUAAAAUGUAUAUUUUGUUUGAUUGUUAAAUUAUUGUAUAAUUAUUUUUAUCAUUUAUUUAAUUUGAAUUAAUGCAAAACAUGGUUAAGGUUAACACAUACAUAUCAAUCCCUCAAAUAAGUUGUUACUUAAUUAUUACAACAUUUAAAAAUAUACUCGUAUAAUAUUACAUGUA